AUGGUGGGUGUGCUUGUGAAGGAGUUCGCGAACGGCGUGAUGUUGCCUGCGGUGAGUCUGGGUUGUUGGCAAUUGUACGGGGACGCGCCGAGUACGCCGGUGGCGGUAGAGGCGGCGCUGAAGGGGGGGUAUUACGCGCUGGAUGAUGCACAGUGUUACAACAAUGAGCACGUGACGGGUCCGAUAGUGGCGAAGUUUGGUAAGGAGGAGAUGAAGAAGGCGUCUAAGUUCGACCCGUCGGCGGAGGGGACGCCGUUUAAGGUGGUGUCGGAGGCGGAGUACUUUGGGUCGUUUGAGAAGCCACAUGGUAAGCCAACUGACGACCGCGCGGUGUUCGUUACCACGAAGAUUUGGUGCUCCAACUUCGACCCGGCGGGAAUCAGAAAGCAGGUGGAGCAGCACCUGAAAGACUUCCAGCGAUCCUCAAUCGACUUGUUGUUGCUUCACUGGCCGGGCAACCACGUGGCCUGGUGCCAGGACGAGAGCAUGAUGAAGGACCCGAAGAACGCGGAGACGCGUCUUACUUGCUGGAAGACCUUCGAGGAGCUGUAUGCGGAGGGUAAGGUACGCGCCAUCGGUUUAAGCAACUACAUGGUUCAGCACCUCCUGCCUCUCGUCGAAGACAUCAAGAAGAGAAAAGAUGCCGGAUGCCCGAAGGCUCGCAUGCCCUUCGUCAACCAGAUCGAGAUCUCCGCAUUCUGCCAAGUACCGGAGGCACUCGAGAAGCUCUGCAAGGAAUACGACAUAACCUUUACCUCAUACAGCUCACUCGGCAGCGCUAAGGCAGUCCAAGAAAAUAUUUCAGACAAGGCCAUACAAACCAUCGCCGACAAACAUAAGGUCUCUCCUGCCAAUGUACUCAUCCGCUGGUGCAUGCAGAAAGGCUAUACCGUACUGCCCAGGUCGAAACAUCCCGAACGCGUACAGGCAAACUAUGGACCCACUCUCACCUUUGCGCUCGACCAAGACGAUAUGAAUGCAAUCAACAAAAUGAACCUAGAUCGCAGAACGGGAUCUAACCCCCACGAUAUUGCUUAG
This is a messenger RNA of Gregarina niphandrodes, 1038 nucleotides long. RefSeq names its product oxidoreductase, aldo/keto reductase family protein. Gene Ontology annotation, molecular function: oxidoreductase activity. Lineage: Eukaryota; Apicomplexa; Conoidasida; Eugregarinorida; Gregarinidae. Bases 1 to 1038 code for a protein of 345 amino acids. The transcript has a single exon. The record is from RefSeq and is a predicted model, not a curated record.